AUGGCGCCGUCGUUGAACAACCAUUCUUCCUUUACCCGCCCUCGCACUGGCGACCGUGAUGGCCGGCCCAGCACGCGCGACCAAGCCGGCGCUGAUAUGCUUAUUCCCAGUCGCACUUCAUCGCUGCACUCUCGCAUCACGCAGCCCAUUCCCUCGACUUUGACAGUGAAGCCCCAGCACCGAACACCCAAGACCCUUACUCAUGCCUACAUGGUUUGCGGCGUCGGUCGCGAACCGUCGCAAUGGGUCAAGGCGCCGGCUCCCGCCCAGGGCAAGAUUGGGCAUAUGAAGGGUGCUGUCGGUCAAUUCUGGCUCCCCGAAAUCCUCGGCAGCAGCCCUCGUCUGGAGCAGGACAAUGAAAUUGCUCGUGCUCUCCAUUCUGCCAUGAGGGCUUGCUUCCCGCACGACGUGGAGAUUUGCACUGGCAGGAGCCAGCCUCACUGCGUUCACCACGCCUUUGUGCUCCAGCAAGAUUCUUCGCACACCCUGUAUGGCAUCUGCCUCCGAGUUUGGUCUCGGGCCGACGAAAAGAGGGCCGAGACUAUUCGGGAUUUGCGCAAGAGAACCGAGUCUGACUUCUACGACAAUCCAGACGAGACUUACUGGAUUCCCUACUGCCUGUCCUUCCUAUCCCGUUAUCCCAUCUACAACCUCCUGGGAGAUUAUCUGAGAGGCAUGUGGAUUCACUGGAAUAAGGCUACCAACUUGUUCCAUGCCGAGGAAGUCUCACGUAUCCUUAGCUUCCCAGCUCCUAGACUGAACGACUUGGUCCGCAUUGACAUGAGGGACUACGCUCUCUGCUACCAGUUCCCGUCCUCCCCUACCGGGUUCCAGAAUUUCUCCAUGUGGCCGCUGUUCAAUUGCUUGUCCAUUCCCAAUAUAGUUGGCGUUAUCGAGGCAGCUAUUUCUCCGACUCGACGAAUCAUCUUUGUGAGCCACUACGCGGCCAUGCUUACAAUUGCCGCCGAAACUGUGCGGUAUUGCGCCCGAGUUUACGAGUGGAGCGGGCUUUACGUCCCUGUUGUACACGCGCGCCAUGCACAAGAGCUCGUCCAGGAGCCCGGCCCUUAUAUUCUGGGCGUGACUGCCGAGUGCCGAUCUCUCUUCACAGCCCCGACGGACGCUUUGGUCGUGGAUCUCGACCGCAAUUUUGUUCUCACGUCCAGCCCACCAACUGCGCUCACUCCGAGUCAGCGCAACAAAUUUGUCACUCGCCUCACCCAGGCUCUUAACGGUGAUGUCACCCCUGCUGGUGUGCCUCAUCACCUUCGAUCAGCCUAUGGUGGCGGCAAGCUGGUCCCUGCUGGUCAGAUUAUUGUCAUGCGCGGAGAAGUCGAGUCUAUCCAAGACCCUGAGUGGUGGAACCAGGACGCAGUGAUGGCUGUUAUGGACCAUGUAUGUGAAAAGACGGGCCGCAAUACAGGCAUCAAGGCCGUAUUUGGCGGCUCUGUCAAGAAGCCUCUCAUGACCAAAGUGUCAAUGAGACAUCUCAAUGAGAUUGUUCGUGAGCGGAAUCAGUACUCUCGUGACGCUCUUGAAGCGUGGCAAGAUUUUAUCAAUCUCAAGGGCCGAAUGGAUACCGAGCUCAACAAGGUCAACAAGAGAAACAACUAUCUCGUCGAGGAACUGGAGAGUUGGAAACAGCAAUUCCUCAAAUUUCAGGCCUUUGCUGAACAGCUUACUAAGGAGACACAGGAUCUCAAAGUCAAAAUCGAGAGCCACAAGAGAGAGAACCGCCGUCUCACUGGUCUCAUUGAUCAACAGAAGGACGAUAAUGCUCGCAUGUCUGUCCGUCUUACUGGCACCGAGAAGCAGCGCGACGAUGCUCUUAUGGCGCUCGUUCUACAGCAGGAGAUGGCCGAAGAUCUUGAACGCGAGAGACAGAGGAACAAGAAGGAGCUUGCCCAGCUCAGCCACACUAAUUCCACCCUUCUGCGACAGCGCGAUGAGGCUCGUCGUGUAGUGAUGCACUUGCAGAGUUUGAUUGGUGGCCAGAGCCAUCACAUGGAGCAUCUCAUCCAUUCCCUCACCAGACCCGACGAACUCGUUGCCGAGAUUGAAGCUGGUUAUGAGAGUGAUGAGCAGGAGGGCUCGGAUGUCGCGCCUGGUGAUGACGGGACAAGCCAACUAAAGACUUCACGCAGCAAGCGCCUCUCUGCUGCUAGCUUUGCCGACGUUGCCGACCGUCACCUCAAAGACAAGACGGAUGCCAUAGCUCACAUUGUCCGCAACAUUGCCGAUCAGUGCCAGGCAGCCGUGGAGAGCCUGCAGCUGGCACACGACGCCGAGUACCGAUCAAGCAGACGUCACAGUGGCCUGUCCAGUGCCCAUACCGAGGACGGCCACGACGAUCGCUCAGUUGCCGCCUCGGACAACGGCGAAGAGAGACGCCUCCAGCCUGGUCGCACGUCCAGCAUUCCUCCUACUCCAGAUCUGAUCCCCAACCGCAGUAGUACUGCCAUGUCCUUCGCUUCAGCUACCACCACGCCAGAGCGAUCUAGCCAGCAGUACAAUUUGAGGGACGAAAUCCCCACCAAGAUUGUCGAGGACGACGAGGAGGACUACGAAGAGAGCCGCAGUGAAGGCGGCGGCGGCGUCACUGAUGAGAACGGCGUUGUGGCCAAGCACACCGAGUCUCUGCUGCACCGCCCAUCUGGCGCCAGGAUCAGCGCUCUCGGGGGCAACGGCGGUCGGUGA
Metarhizium album ARSEF 1941 is the source of this 2697-nucleotide messenger RNA. RefSeq names its product DENN domain-containing protein. The transcript has 2 exons. Gene Ontology annotation, biological process: regulation of Rab protein signal transduction. The record is from RefSeq and is a predicted model, not a curated record. Gene Ontology annotation, cellular component: cytoplasmic vesicle. The coding region runs from base 1 to 2697 and encodes 898 amino acids. Lineage: Eukaryota; Fungi; Ascomycota; Sordariomycetes; Hypocreales; Clavicipitaceae.